AUGCAUCCAAAAGUCCGCACCGGCAGCACAACAACGACCGGAGCCAGCCAAGCUCGUGCGAGCCGAAUUCCACUCACCGGCCAAAGCACGCCAAAAGCAUCGCUUCGCAGAAACCGACGCAAUAAAAGCGACAGUGACAACGACUUUGGAAGCGGUGUCGAUUGUGACGAUGCAAAAUGCCGAGAAGCUGGGGAUUCGGCGCUAUCGAAGUUUCAAAGAUCUCAGCAGGACGACAGCCCCCACGGACGAGCCAGCAAGAGGCAGAAAAAGUCCAAAUACGAGGUAUCCGAUACCGAAAAUCUCAGUGGCGGCGAAGGUGCAACCCCUAUAUUCUCCGACGAGCCACUUACUCGCGGCGCUAAAGGAACUCCAGACCAGGGUUCAAACGUCAGCGACGGUUCAACAGAACACUCCAAACUCCAGAUCGACGAUUUGAAUGAGAAUCUGCAGUACAUCAAGAGCCACCGGAAACCCGAAGUCAACGAAGAAGUCACUCCAUAUUUUGAGCUGUACUGCCUCCUGCGGGACAGCAAAUCUUAUUGGAUACGCGAGUCUGUCGUUCAGAGGGCGGCCUCUGCUGCAGUGUGCACGUACUGGGGUUGCGGGGGUGAGGGGUGGAAGCUCUACGACAGACCAAAAAAAGAGGUGGGACGAGAGUUGUGGAAGCGCCCGCUAGCGACAGAUGAGGAUGGUGUCCCCCAUGCCAUUCUGGUUGUGGGACACGAUCUUCGCGACGACGGUCAAUCCAAGUUUCUCGUGCAAAAUGUCGGGUAUCCUGCGUCCCGAGCGAAAUGGUAUGUCGAAAGGACAGUGAGAAGUAGGUGGCGGAGCGAGUGCGAUGACUACCACUUACGUGAUACCGAAUACUACUCCCCAACCGACAAAGCUGGACCAAAGCUCGAUACGAUCGUCGGUCAUCGCGUGUAUCGAAGCGGCAAGAACAGCUCCCUUCGGAGCUUUCAGCUCUCUUGCCAGUGGGAGAUGGCACAGAAACUUGGGAACCCGAGGAGAAAAUCCAGCAGAAGAACAACGCCGCUGUUCUAA
Molecule: messenger RNA, 1044 nt
Organism: Hirsutella rhossiliensis
Lineage: Eukaryota; Fungi; Ascomycota; Sordariomycetes; Hypocreales; Ophiocordycipitaceae
Exons: 1
Coding region: 1-1044 (347 amino acids)
Source: RefSeq, a predicted model, not a curated record